This is a messenger RNA of Piliocolobus tephrosceles (Ugandan red Colobus), 252 nucleotides long. RefSeq names its product 39S ribosomal protein L34, mitochondrial-like. Lineage: Eukaryota; Metazoa; Chordata; Mammalia; Primates; Cercopithecidae. Gene Ontology annotation, biological process: translation. Gene Ontology annotation, cellular component: mitochondrial large ribosomal subunit; ribosome. The coding region runs from base 1 to 252 and encodes 83 amino acids. Gene Ontology annotation, molecular function: structural constituent of ribosome. The record is from RefSeq and is a predicted model, not a curated record. The transcript has a single exon.
AUGGCUCUCUUGGCUGGAUCCCUGUUGGGCCCCACGAGUAGGUCGGCAGCGUUGCUGGGUGGCAGGUGGCUCCAGCCCCGGGCCUGGCUGGGGUUCCCGGACGCCUGGGGCCUCCCCACCCCGCAGCAGGCCCGGGGCAAGACUCGCGGAAACGAGCAGCCGAGCAACAUCAAACGGAAGAACAAGCACGGCUGGGUCCGGCGCCUGAGCACGCCGGCCGGCGUCCAGGUCAUCCUUCGCCGAAUGCUCUAG